AGAAGCAAUCUGUUUUUAGCUUUAGGGCAUAGGUAUGUUUCUUUAUUUGAUUCUUGAUUUGAUGUUUGCUUGGGUUCUCUGCUUCUGAUCACAUCUCUAUAAAUUUAUGGAGUUUAUUGCCAAGAGGACAACUUAAAACUCAAGGAUUUGAAAUAGAGAAAAAAAAUUAAAAUGGGACAGCCACAGACCUUGCUUACACCUGCUCGGAAGCCCCAACCUGGCGAUCACAUCUAUAGCACAAGGGCCGGAGGUCUCUACGCUCACUCAGGAAUAUAUGUGGGCAAUGACAUGGUUAUUCACCUCCAGGCACCUCUCAAGGGAAGUGGGUCUUCUCUCAAGGGAAGUGGGUCUUCUUCCAAGGAAAUUGAGUCUUCUUCUCCAUGCCAAAAAUGUGGAUACAAGCGAGACUGCCAAGCUGGAAUCAUCAAGACCUGCCUUGAUUGUUUCCUUGACGGUCGCUCAUCAUUUGAGUUUUAUGAAUACGGAGUCCCUAUAUAUUAUUUUAAUAAGAAGCCACGUGGCACCUGUUGUGUGUCCCCUUCCAAGCCAGACCAUGAAGUAGUUGAGAGAGCCACUGAUCUCCUGGAAAGGAAAGGCUUUGGCGAGUACAAUCUUUUUGCAAACAAUUGCGAGCACUUUGCUGUGUACUGCAAAACAGGCUUGGCCUUCAGUCACCAGGUACAAGGGGCAGGCCUCGCUAUUACAGAAAUAGCAGAACCUUUGGGUAAAGGUCUCCUUCGCACUGGUGCAAUCUUGGCUGUCCCCGUAGUAUGUCUUUUUGCAAAAGCGAUCACUGACGGCCAAAGACGCCCAUAAGAAUUUAACAACGUAGCUCGCUCGUGGUCGGUUGUAUAACUGAUUCACGAGGCAAACUGUUAUAAAUAAGAACAAGGAGUGAUAAUAUGAUAUGUUAAGGCCCAAGAAUUAAUGCAGGAAAGUAAAGGCGAAAGCUUAAUGGGUGAGCUUCACAUCAGCCAUAGUGGAAUGUGAAAAAUAGCAUAUAAAAGAAUAAAUUGAGAACUAAA
Molecule: messenger RNA, 1025 nt
Organism: Theobroma umbraticum
Lineage: Eukaryota; Viridiplantae; Streptophyta; Magnoliopsida; Malvales; Malvaceae
Product: protein LEAD-SENSITIVE 1-like
Source: RefSeq, a predicted model, not a curated record